AUGUUUAAUUCUACAUAUAGAUUUUACAACCUCUUCAAAAUUUCAAAUUUGAUGGGUGAAAAGGGGACUAGUAUCAGUUGUAAUAAUAAUAAUAAUAUUUAUCAUAAUAUAGAAAACAAUAACAAUAUAAAUUUUUUAUGGAGUUUUGAAAAUAUUUUUAUUAGUAAUAAAAUUAAAAAUUAUAGUGAUAUUGUUUCAAUCAGCACAUAUUCAAAUCAUAACAAUAGCAGCUCUUUGAAUCCUAAUAACCCCAAUAUUAACAAUUAUAAUAACAAUAACCAAAUCAAAAACAAUAACGAUAUCAUCAAAAACAAUAGUAGUAUUAAUCUUUAUAACAUUACUUUAAUAAAUCAAAAUAUAAUAUUUUUUUUAUUUAUAUUUUUAAUUUUAAUAACAAUAAUAAAAUUAUUAAAAAAUAUGUUUAAUUUAAAUGUUUUUGGUUUAAAUAAUAAUAAUAAAAAUAAUAUUUAUCAUAAUAAUAAUAAUAAUAUUAGUAAUAGUAUUAAUAGUAAUAAUCAAAUGAAUUUAAUAAUAAAUAAUUUAAAUAGUUCAUCUUUAUUAUCACAAUCAAUUAACAUUAAUAAUAAUACACCAAUUUUACCAUCACUAAACAACUAUAAUGGAAAUGAGGGAUAUUUAAUUUCAAGAGUCAAGGAUAAUAUUAAAAAUUUAUCAAACGAUAAAAUUGGUUGCGGAUUAAAUUCAAUUGUUUCAGGAAAUGGUAUUUCAGGGGAAAUAGGUGAUGUAGGUGAUGAUUUUUCGUUUCAAGUAACAUCUUUUCAUAAAAAUGGUUUAAGAAAAAAACAAGGUGGUGAUGUUAUAUCAGUAUUUAUUCAAGGUUGCGAUUACAACAAUAUGGAUGAACAAGUAAAAGUGCGUAUUGUAGACCGAUUAAAUGGAUGUCAUUUGGUUUAUUAUAAUGUUUCAAAAAGCGGUAGCUAUUUAAUUUCAGUCUUCGUAAAUCAAGUUCCUGUAGUCAAUAGCCCAUUUAAGGUUUCAAUUUUACCAAUCCCAUAUUCAGUACAUAUUAAAAAUGAAUCAUUCAAUUUUAUAAAUAAAUAUUUAAGUAAUAGCAAUAGCGACAAUAUAAAUAGCAAAGACGAGUUAAAUAUAAAUAAUAAAAGUAAUAUAGAUAAUAAUAGUAAUAAUUAUAACAAUAGCGGUGUAUUAGAGGUUGGUAAACAAAUUGUUUGCGAAGUAUCACCAACCAGAGUUGCAUCUCAUUUGAUAAACGAUAAAGUAGAUUUUCAAAUUUUUAUAAAAGAAAAUGGAAUUUUAAAAAGAACAAAUAUUAAUAUACAGUCCGAAAUUAUUACAAGCAAUAAUUCAUAUCAGUCUCACACCAGCAAUGGGAGUAGUUUACAGGAUUUUGAAUCAACAAUUCUAUGCAAGUUUAAAUUACUAAAAAGCGGUGAUUAUAUAUUGGAAGGUUCAAUUGCAGGUAUUCAAGUAUUUAGCAAAAAUCUAACCGUAAGCCCAGGACCAGUUUCGAAUAAAUUUACGCACUUGUUUUGGGAUGGUAAAGAAUUAAUAUCUGAAAAUAAACUAUUUAUCUUAAAAGAAAAUGACCCAGAAAAUGAACUACCCGAAUUUAAGUUUUUAAUUGAAUCCAAAGACUCCUAUGGUAAUAAAACAACACCAAAUCUAAACGAUUUCAAAUAUUAUUUAAAAAAAUCAUUAUCACCAUUAAUAUUAAAAAAUAAUAAUAGUAAUAAUGCCAAUAAUAAUAUUAAAAAACCAAACAAUAAUAGUGAAGAGUCAUCUAAUAUUCCCGAAGAAUCAUCAUCAAACUCACCACAAACCAUUAGAAGAUUUAAUAAAAAAAAUAUAGAUAGUAUAAAAUUAAAGCACAAGCAAAUUAAAAGCCAACAGUUACAAAAGCAGCUCGAACAAACACAACAACCACCAAACGAUCCACAACAUCAAAAUUAUAAUAUAAACAAUGAUAAAGAUUUAAUUGAAAUUUUUCCACAAACUAGUAUAUCAAAUGAUGGUAAAAUAGUUGUUAAAUUUAAUGAUCUUAAUGAAGUUGGAUGGUAUUACUUUUGUGUAAAGGUAAAUGAUGAACCAAUUACAAACUGUCCAUUUGUUUUAGCAACCAUUAAAGAAAAAGACUUUCAAGCAUUAUCAAAUUAUUAUAUUAACUUUAAAGCAAGUUUUAAUUGCCAAUUAGAAAGAAAUGGAAAGCCAAUUAAUGUUUCAUUAGUUUUAACUCAAAAUAAAAUAGAAAUAUUUGAAAACUAUUAUUUUAUGAAUAUCAAAUUAUAUGAAUUUAUAAUAAACCCAACAGUACAAAUUUUAUUAUCAAAUAAUGAGAAUGAAUUAAUUAUUCAAGAUAAUAAAUCUGUUGUUUAUUUAAAAAGUUCAAUAAUAGAUCAAGUUUUUUUAAUUCUUUUAACAAGUUAUUAUUUCUUUGGUUAUCAGUGUGAACCCAAUUUUGACUCAAAAGUUAAAUGGCUCAAAAAUACCCUUUCAAAGAUUCAAAAGAAAAUGAUCACUCUUAAAAUAAACAUUUCAACAAGAAAACAAAUAUUAAAAGAAUCUAUUCAAAUUCUUGGUCAAAUUGAUCCAUCGGAUUUGAAUAUGUCAAGAUUAUUUGUUAAAUUUCACGAUGAAGAGGGUAUUGACAUUGGUGGCAUAUCAAAAGAAUGGUUUUCAAAUUUCUCUGAAGAAUUAGCACGUACUCCAAUCAAUGGUUAUUAUUUAUUCAGCGAAUAUGAAGGCACAAGAAAGUUCCAUCCAUCACCAUUUUCAAAUUUAAUACCAGAUUACAAAUCAAUUUUUAGAGUUUUAGGUAGAAUUACUGGUAAAUCUAUUAUUGAUAGUGUAACUAAAGCGGAUAGACACUUUUCUUUAAGAUUUACACCAGUAUUUUAUAAAUUAAUUUUAGGUGAAAAACUAUCAAUAGACGACUUGGAACUAAUAGACCCAGAUUUAUACAAUAACAAGGUUAAAUUAAUUUUAAAUACCCCAAUGGAUCAAGUAAAUGAAAUAUUAGGCGAACCUUUAACAUUCAUUAGAGAAAUUUAUAACCAAAAUGAAUUUAAUAAUAUUUCAAAUAAAUUCAAAAACAAUAAUAAUAAUAAUAUUCAUACAAUUCAAUUAAUGAAAACCAUAAAUUUAAAACCAUUUGGCAAUUUAAUUAGUGUAAAUGAUGAAAAUAAAGUAGAAUAUUUAGAAUUAUGGGUAAAUAGUUUAUUAUAUUCAAGUAUUAAAAGUCAAGUAGAUGAAUUUAGAGAAGGUUUAUUUCAAAUGAUUCCACAAUCCAUUCUCUCAGUUUUAAAUUGGAAAGAGUUGGAGAUGCUAAUUUGUGGUAGAGAACAAAUUAAUUUGGACGAUUUAAAAGAACACUCAUCAUUUACAGGUUUCUAUACACAAUCAUUUAUCAAUGAUUUCUGGUCAAUAGUCAAUGAAUUUAACGAAGAGGAAAAGAAGUCUUUAAUCAAAUUUGUAACUGGCUCUUCCUCUGUUCCAUUGGGUGGUUUCUAUCAAUUGUGCCCACACUUCACCAUCAACCUUACACCACCUAUCGAUAAUGGUACCAAUAGACUACCAAUCUCUCAUACUUGUUUCAACAGAUUAGAUAUUCCAUUAAAUUGUUUAUCUUCAAAAAAUUUAAAAUUGGCAAUAAAUGAAGGUGGUGAUGGUUUUUCUUUGGUCUAAAUUCUAAAAAUAAUAAAAUUUUUAUUUAUAAUAUUUUUAUAAUUACGUUUUACAGUUUAACC
Messenger RNA from Dictyostelium purpureum, 3725 nucleotides. RefSeq lists its product as uncharacterized. Gene Ontology annotation, biological process: positive regulation of protein catabolic process; protein polyubiquitination; proteasome-mediated ubiquitin-dependent protein catabolic process. The record is from RefSeq and is a predicted model, not a curated record. Lineage: Eukaryota; Evosea; Eumycetozoa; Dictyosteliales; Dictyosteliaceae. The transcript has 3 exons. Bases 1 to 3663 code for a protein of 1220 amino acids. Gene Ontology annotation, molecular function: protein binding; ubiquitin-protein transferase activity.